AUGAAUGGGGUAGUGUUAGAGUAAGAAAAAUAAAAUAGAAUUGAAUUAGAAAAAGUAUAUUUAUAAUAUUAUUUUUAGAUUUAAUAAUAUAACGAAUCAUUAUAAUUUUCAAAUACUUAUAAGUCUGGUAAUUGUUAAGUAACUGAAGGUGCAAAAUUAGUGGCAGAAGUUAGUAAUAGUGGUAGUUGGUAUUUUUGUCUUUUUGAAUAAGCAAUUCCAAAGACUGGGAAAAUAUAGUUUGCAUUCUAAAUACUUAAUGGAUCAUAUUUUAUGGUUGGAAUUGGAUUUAGAGAGAUUAUAUAGAAAAAUAAUUACGUAAGUUGUUAUUAAACUGGGUAUGGGUAUAUAAUUAUAUUAUUUAUAGAACAUAUUUAAUAUCAUAAGGUGGUUGUACUUAUUCUCAUCAUAACAAAGAGAUAUAUGGUAAGUAAUUAUCAUUUACAUUUACAAAUUAUGAUAUAAUAAUAAUUGAAGUAUGUAUUGAACAUAAAUACAUUAAAUGGAGUAGAUAGAAUAAUCCAUAAGCAACAUGUGUUGUAAAUAUAAUAAAGAUUAUUAGUAGUUGGAUAUAGAUACAUCAUAACAAUUAUAUCCAUGUGUUGUUAUUGCUCAUAACUCUAAAAUAAAAUUGUUGGAGAAUAUACCAGUUUGA
Molecule: messenger RNA, 652 nt
Organism: Paramecium octaurelia
Lineage: Eukaryota; Ciliophora; Oligohymenophorea; Peniculida; Parameciidae
Source: the annotation of a GenBank genome assembly